This is a messenger RNA of Petromyzon marinus (sea lamprey), 5499 nucleotides long. Its product is annotated as long-chain-fatty-acid--CoA ligase 1. Gene Ontology annotation, molecular function: long-chain fatty acid-CoA ligase activity. Lineage: Eukaryota; Metazoa; Chordata; Hyperoartia; Petromyzontiformes; Petromyzontidae. Gene Ontology annotation, cellular component: membrane; endoplasmic reticulum. Gene Ontology annotation, biological process: long-chain fatty acid metabolic process. The record is from RefSeq and is a predicted model, not a curated record.
AACCAAUCGGAGACGAGGGGUACGAUAGGGGGCGGGGCGAUCCCGGCGCUAAGAGGGGGAGCGCAGAGAGGCGUCGGCACCGCCACGAGCACGCGUUGUCAGGCAAGAUGCAGUCUGCUCAGGAGGUGCUGAAGACGUUGCGGGUGCCCGAGCUGGAUGAGGUGCGUCAGUACGUGCGCUCGCUGCCGGCGCCGGCGCUCAUGGGGCUGGGCGCGCUGGGCACCAUGACGGCUUACUGGCUCGCCACGCGACCCCGCGCUCUGUCCGCACCCUGCGACCUCUCAAAGCAGUCUCUACCCGUCAAGGGCCGCGAGUACCAGCGCAGGAGUCCACUCGUACCAGACGACGAUACAUUCUUCACGUAUUUUUAUGAGGAUGCCCGCACAGGAUAUGAAGUAUUCCAAAGAGGACUUCGAAUUAGCAAUAAUGGACCGUGCCUUGGCUACAGGAAACCAAAUCAUCCCUAUGAAUGGAUCUCUUACAAAGAGACUUCGGAUCGUGCAGAGUAUCUGGGGUCAGGGUUCCUGCACCUUGGGGCAAAGCCAUCGUCUGAGCAAGUCAUCGGGAUCUUCUCACAGAAUCGGCCUGAGUGGAUCAUUGCGGAGCAAGCCUGCUACACAUACUCCUUGGUGGUGGUCCCACUCUAUGAUACGUUGGGACGAGAAUCCAUUGACUACAUCAUCAAUCAGGCGGAGAUCUCCAUGGUGGUCUGUGACAAGUUGGAGAAGGUAAAGGGCCUGCUGGAGAGCAUAGAGGAGGGUGCGAUCCGCAUCGUCAAAACCAUCGUGGUCAUGGAUCCCUUCGACGGCGUGAUGGAGCAGCGCGCCCGCAAGUGUGGAAUCGACUUAAUCCUUUUCCGCGAGCUUGAGGUCAUUGGAAAGACAAAUCACAGAGAGCCAAUUCCGCCUCAGCCAGAUGAUAUCGCCAUCAUUUGUUACACAAGUGGAACGACAGGAAAUCCUAAGGGUGCUAUGUUAACCCACAAGAACAUGAUUUCCGACUUCUCUGCUUUUUUGGCCAUUACUAAGGAAACGUUUUUACCCAACAAGGACGACGUUUUAAUCUCGUUCCUCCCACUGGCUCACAUGUUUGAAAGGCUCGUUGAGGCCUCCAUUUUAUGCAACGGUGGCCGAGUAGGUUUUUAUCAGGGUGAUAUAAGGUUACUCAUGGAUGAUAUGAAGGUUCUGCAACCCACCGUCUUCCCUGUCGUCCCACGUCUGCUCAACCGAAUCCAUGACAAAGUGCUCAGCGGUGCCAAAUCUCACUUCAAGCGUUGGCUGCUGGAGUUUGCCGUGAGCCGGAAGAUAGCCGAGUUGCGCUGCGGCGUCGUGCGAAAGGACAGCAUCUGGGACAAGCUCAUCUUCCACCGUGUGCAGGCGAGCAUGGGAGGUCGUGUCCGCUUCAUGGUCACUGGAGCCGCCCCCAUCUCCGCGUCUAUCCUCACCUUCCUUCGAGCCAUCCUUGGCUGCCAGGUGUACGAGGGCUUUGGGCAGACCGAGUGUACAGCUGGGUGCACCUUCACCAUGCCCAGCGACAGCACCGCGGGUCACGUGGGACCUCCGAUGCCGUGUAACCACAUCAAGGUGGUGGAUGUAGCAGAAAUGAACUACUUUGCUGCCAACGGAGAGGGAGAGGUGUGUGUUUAUGGCACAAAUGUGUUCAAGGGUUACCUGAAGGACCCAACGCGGACCGCUGAGGCUCUGGAUGAGGAUGGCUGGCUCCACACGGGCGACAUCGGCAAGUGGCUGCCUAAUGGAACACUGAAGAUUGUUGACCGGAAGAAGCACAUCUUCAAGCUGUCGCAGGGAGAGUACAUCGCCCCAGAGAAGAUUGAGACGGUGUACGUGCGCAGUGAGCCCGUGGCCCAGGUGUUCGUGCACGGAGACAGCCUGCAGUCUUGCCUGGUGUGCAUCGUGGUGCCGGACAUGGAGGUUCUGCCAAGCUGGGUGCAGAAACGAGGCAUCAAGUGUAACCCAAACUCUGUGUUCAUAAACAAGGAUGUUCGUGCAGCCAUCCUUCACGACAUGGUGCGUCUGGGCAAGGAGGCUGGGCUCAAGUCGUUUGAGCAGGUCCGAGCUGUCCACCUGCACUCAGACCUGUUUAGCAUUGAGAACGGACUUCUGACGCCAACAUUCAAAGUGAAACGGGCCGAGGUAUGCAAGUUCUUUCAUUCAGAAAUAGACAGCCUGUACGCUGGCAUUACCGUAUGAGUUCUGGCAGAUGAAGAAACAACGUCUCCUUCGGGCAUUUGUUGAAGGGCCUGUUGUGAAGGUGGCUUAGAAGUAAAAAAAAAAUCAUGCCUUGUUUUUGACAUUGUGAAAAAUCUUAAAUUUAAUUUGUAAAACACAAAACUGUCACGCUAUGGAUGCUAUUGAUUCGAUCGACGAGGGGGUGGAGAAUGUAUAAUUUUUAUACGUGUACAUAUUUUCUACAGCUUAUUGUGUUGGGAAAUCCUUAAGAUCAAAAAAUGUAACAGAGGUAUGUACGCAGCUAACCAGCAACAAUAGAUGUUUUUUGUAGAUGGUUCCUCGAAAGAUAGACAACUGGAAAGAAUUUAAGGAGUACAUUUUACAAAACACUAACCAGUUGGACAGACACAAGGUACUGUGUUAAAGGCAGGAAGACGGCUUUGAUUUUCCUUUUACUGUAAUGGUCCACGACAUGGGAGACUGCAUUGCUCGCUAUUUUGCUACCUCUGUCUUGUGAGACACUGAUCUGCUAACAUAGAAUAUGUUAUUUUAAAUAAAAUGACGAAUCUUGUGUACAGGGUAUAUAGGGAUGUGUAGAGGGAGACAUGCUAUCCCAUGGACCAUGUUUCAAGGGCUGCUGUGAAAUUUGUGUUCUUCCAAACAAAGUACUAUUGAGGAAGAAUGGUGGAAAUCGGUUUAUCACUUUACUCAUAACAAAACCAUAUGUAGAGGUGUCAUUUUAUGUCUAGCUACAGUAAAAGUGUACACGAUUCUCAUUCUACAUGCAUUUGUUGUAGAUUGUAGGAGAAUACAGGCUUUGAGGAGUUGUGGCAUGGUUGGCAACAAAAGAACAAUUAUAAUUCUGUGAGCGUGACGGAAAGUUGAGCAGUUGGUAUCAAGCAGUGUAGCCCUGCCAAUUAAGACUCGUAAAGUAACAAUUUAAAUCUCACAGCUGGUGAAAAAGCAAGACUUAUUAAAAUUCUGUAAAUGUUUGAAAUGCUGUUAGAUGUUGAAUACUUGUGAAUACUGGCCAAUGGGCUUUGAUAAAUUAAGUAAUGAUUGUUUAUUUUUCUGUAGGUGUUAAAUACAGGUAAAAGCUGUAAAGGUUUGGUUAUGAACUGUGGCAUAGUGUUACAUGAGCACAUAAGUAUUGAAGUGAGAUUUUAAUAAAUGUGCAAAAGUCAAAAAGCUUCUGAACCCCCCCCCCCCCCACUUUUCCUCUUGUGACAUGAGAAUGAAGUGGCAUUUAUAUGCUGUAUAACUGUAAACUAUUUGUUGCUGGCCUCAAAACAGCAGAUGCAAUUAUUCUACCUUCUCCCGUAUGCCAUUCACAUAAGUGUUUCGCGUGAUGUUUGCUUUGAAGACUAAUAAAAUGGAUUGGAGUUUUAUGAUUAAAUGCUUUUAAAAAUUUAAUUGUACUGUGUAUACAACUACUGUGCAUAGUUAUAACUGUGCACUUUAAAUUAUGCAACUACUGUAUUACACAUCUGUCUUGUGAAAGUAUAAUCUUAUUUCAUUUUUAAUUAUAGCCAUAUAAUUAUACAAAUUUUCAAUCCAGUGCGAAAGGAUCAACAUGCCAUGUGGCUCUGAGAGAUUCUUUGACCAUACUUACCCAUACUGGUCAAUGCGGGUUGGUGAUUGGGGCUAUUCAAGACCGGUUCAUAUAUCAAUCACCCCUGAUGUUAGCCGUGUCAGGGAAUGUAACUCAGGUCACCAGUUUUACAGUGCAUUGUGCAAACGAACACGCCACUGCUCCACCCCAACAUUAUUACCAUGUCUGGAAUAAAAAUGUGCGAGGUAUGCAAUGUUGAAUGUCGGACUACGUUAUGGAAAUUGUAUCUUUGUUACGGAGCGCAUAGUCGUUUCUGGUCUCUUGGCAUAUGGCAUGCAAAGUGGCUUAUACAAGCUUCAGCUGGGUAUUUUUGGGACUAGCUUAUUUGGUUUUAAUGCGAUUGUUAGGCAGGUUAAAAUCUGCUGUACUAAAUCCUAAGUAGAAUUGUGCCCGCAAAAUGAACGUGUGAAACGUUGAGAGAGAGGACUUAAAGAAGUGCGGGUCUUAUCAUGAAGCUAGAUUCCCACCUAUCCGCUCAAAUUAAACGUGCCAUGUCGGACUGCAUUGAGUUUGCACCAGACAUAAGUAUAUAUGAUGACUUAUUUUUUCCUUAGUUCAUACCUUUUGUUGCCACCAAAAAAAUAAAACUCUUGUGUUGCCAAAUCAGUUAAUGCGUGCUAUCUUACUAAAACGAAAGAGCAACUGACAUUGAAUAGAUAGUGUAGGUGGGAAUCCAUUAUAAUUUGUCAUAAGUCGUGUUGACUUUUGUCAAAUCUCUUGAACUAUUAGGGAUAAGAUCCACUUUAAUUGUGACCUUAUCUUUCACGUCCCUGUCAUACCAUCCCCAGAUACAUGGCAUGAAGCCAUUUUUGCAUUGUGUGUGCCGUUUUACUCUUUGCAUUAGUUGUGAAUAAUUAUUGCAACUAAACUUAAAUUACUGAUGUUUCUUGGAUUAUCUGUAUUUUGAAUAUGGUACUUAAGAUAGCAAUUACAUUUUUGGUAUAUUGCCUAAAUUAAAAAAAACCUGCUUUAGCUACAUCUGCUACAAUGCAGUGCUCAAUUGAAAUUCAUUGUACUGUAUAUAAUUUGAUUAGAGCGUUUUGUAAUUGAUAGUCAUCAUGAAUUAUUGAAUGGUCUUGAUGCACGUACCUAGAUACACAACUCUUGUUUUAAUUAUUUGUGCAUUAGCAUUGGCAAACAUGAAUAGGCCUGUUAGCAUUUCAUAUUAUUCACACUUGGCGUUUUGGUUUGUGUGUUCUUUUCCCCCCUUUAUAAGUUUAGCGUGAGCGUAAUAUUGAAACCUUGUAAUUAUUUUCUUGGUUUGGUGCCUAGACAUUUCAUUAUAUAUCUGUAGUCGAGUUCACAUCAAUUUUGCUUAUAGCAAAACACUAAAAAGAGAUUUGUUGACUUUGUAAUUUACAAUAUUGACAGUCAUCUGUCCUGACAUAAAGAUUGUUCUCAAGCGUUGAAAUCCACUGUGCUUUGAAUUUAUUGCAAGUGCAUUUUCUGAAAUAUGAAAUAUUUAAAGAUGUUUAUAUAAACACAUUUUAAAUCUGGUAUUCACGUGACGCAAAGGAUGGAUUUAAAUGUCAUGACGAUGUGCCUGGGUAAAAGGGCUUUGUACGUGUUAAUUGUACAGUCGUACAAUAAGCACAGUUAUGCCUUAAUCGGCUGAACUUGUGAAACUUUGCAAAGAGCUGUGAUGUGUACAAUUUUAUCAAUGUUUGAACUUGAAUAAAAUGUUCAGGGUGUGCUACA